This is a messenger RNA of Plectropomus leopardus (leopard coralgrouper), 1594 nucleotides long. It is a transcript of the gene aanat2, whose product is annotated as aralkylamine N-acetyltransferase 2. NCBI's taxonomy places the organism in Eukaryota, Metazoa, Chordata, Actinopteri, Perciformes, Serranidae. Gene Ontology annotation, molecular function: aralkylamine N-acetyltransferase activity. The record is from RefSeq and is a predicted model, not a curated record. Gene Ontology annotation, cellular component: cytoplasm. Gene Ontology annotation, biological process: response to light stimulus; circadian rhythm.
AUGACACAGCAGGUCAGUGGCUCACCUUUCCUGAAGCCCUUCUUUCUGAAGACACCUGUCAGAGUGGUCAGCCCUCUGCGACAGAGACGACACACACUCCCCGCCAGCGAGUUCAGGAACCUCACACCACAGGACGCCAUCAGUGUGUUUGAGAUUGAGAGAGAAGCAUUUGUUUCUGUGUCUGGUGAGUGUCCACUUACCUUAGAUGAAGUGCUUAACUUCCUGGGUCAGUGUCCUGAACUCUCACUGGGAUGGUUUGAGGAGGGACAGCUGGUAGCUUUCAUCAUCGGCUCUGGCUGGGGCAAGGAGAGGCUGUCACAGGAGGCAAUGACUCAGCACGUUCCAGACACCCCCACUGUGCACAUCCAUGUGCUGUCAGUGCACCGUCACUGUCGCCAGCAGGGCAAGGGCUCCAUCCUCUUGUGGCGCUACUUGCAGUACCUGCGCUGUAUACCAGGCCUCCGCAGAGCUCUGCUGAUUUGCGAGGACUUCCUUGUGCCCUUCUACCUCAAGGCCGGCUUCAAGGAGAAAGGGCCAUCAGCCAUCUCUGUAUCCCACAUGCAAUUCCAAGAGAUGGAGUACAUGCUCGGUGGGCAGGCGUACGCACGGCGAAACAGCGGCUGCUAGUCCCUGACCUCCCUACCCCAGCCUUCUUCCAUUUACUCACCUCUAACAUGGACUCAGGGCAGAUAUGAUUAAGAAAUCACAGCUGGCAGAUGGACAGAUAAAAGCACAAGGCCAUUUAUGCACCGGUGGACUGGGCUCAGUAAUGGUCCUGAUGUCAGCACCACAUUGAAUCCUCCUGAAUUAGGAAUGAGGACAGACCAAGAGUGGAUUCAUGCAGAAGAUGAACCAGUGUCUUUGCCGUUUAUUCUACUUCACAGGCAUCAAGUUUUACUCCCGCGGUCACCAUUAGCAUCUUGGCUUUUUGAGUGUAUUGUUAUUUCUCUAUUUAAUAAUUGUUAUUUGUCACAGUUUACUGUUUUUUAAUGUAAUCAAUUCAAUGACAAUUUUCAGUAUUACAUCUGGAGUUGUGUUGUAAAUAUUUGUUCUAUUUUUGUAAACCAUAUAAAUCAAAAGGUGUGAUGAAUUCAGUGAUAUUACUGCAAAAGUCAUGCAACCACUAAAAGUGCUUGGAUUGUUAAAUAUUGUAUUAAUUAUUGUAUAAUAUUUGUAGCAGAUAUUUGCUGUUUCUUCGUUGAAUAAAGUAUAAAAUAUUCAACAGGCAAUUUCUGGUAAUUAAGAGAAAGUCAGACCGUUUUAAUUUGUAGAUUUUUUUUUUUUUUUACUGUUGUUUUCAGUUACAUGUGAGUAGACAGGUAGCUAAAACACUACCAUGUUCAAAACAAUCAUCACUUCUUGAGAAGCAAUAAACAAAUAAAAGAAAACAUUCGAGUGCUCAGCAUAAUGUAACAAAAAUAUGGCAGUAGUUGGUACAUUUAUCAACAAGGCACAAAAGGUAUCAAUAUCUGAUUUUUGUCCCUGCUUUUGUAUGAGGUUGCCUGAAUAAUAAAAUCUAUGUUUCGAGUGUGAAUGUAAAAAAAAAAAGUCCUUCUCUCUGUACCAGUGCUGGCUUCACUAAUCCCUGCCUCAC